AUGCACCAGCGAAUCGCCACCGUCGAAGCCGGGGUUGGGGCCUUGGAUCAGAGGUUUCGAGGUAUCGAGCAACGGCUGGACCAAAUGUUGGGCGUGUUCGAGAGGUUUGCCGGAGGGGCGGCGGCGGCUGCACCAACCUUUGCCCCUUCGUUCCCCGCGGCUCCUGCUCCUGCGUCCCCCGCCGCUCCUGCUCCUGCGUUCCCCGCCCCCAGGGGGACGGGGAAGUAUUCCAACGGUAGGGGAUCUACGCCUCCGGCACCGACCCCAGCUGCCGCCUCGGCGGUAGUUUCGGGCACUUCUUCUCGUCCCGCCGCAGUCGGGGUUGACGGCCCAGGCGAAGGACUUGGGCCUGCGGCCCGGACGAAUGCGCGCCUCGAGGUUGGAGGGGUGACCGGACAGGCACCAGCUGAACGGCGAAUCCGCAGUGACGACGUCCGCCUUGCGGGUUUAUCGGGUCGCGGGGCGUCGUCAUCCUCCGCUGCACCCCUGGGAGCUCGUCCGUCUGGCGGGUUAGCUUCGAGGCCCCCAUGGAAGCCUUGACGAAGAUGCUGUCGCGACCGUGGUAGUGGAAUGCGGGUCGGGUCUGCGCCAUUAUGCCUUCGCCGUCAGGGGCGCAGCUCCCGCGCUUCCAUGGUUUGUUGCGUACGGCGGCGUGGUUGAUUGCGGAUUGUCGUGUCCAAGCAUGUGUGUGUGUUUUUUUUUCUUCGUGUCGUCGUGUGCCGUUCGUUUCUUCUCCAUGCCUCAAGUAAUCGUUGUCGGCGAGAAGGGGUCGCAUGGACUGACCGUUGUUUUCUCGUUUUCUUUUCAGCGACCACCCUCCAAUGUACCUGCUAUCGACACCACCUGUCGCUGGCGCCGGAUGCGCUUUUGUUUUUCGCGUGUUUUUUUUGCAGCUCGCUGGAAAAUGUAUUCGGGCGCGUUUUUUUUGUUGUUUUCAUCGGUGUGACCGUUUUUUUUUUCUUGUCCAGGUCGGUGAAGAGUGUUGGACUCGGGCGACAAUUGUAUUUUUAGUAUGUCUUUUCCGAUUAUUGUUGUGCCCAACUCUCGGGAAACUUUUCGUUUAUUUUCUUUUCAUUUCUUUCGAUGCAUGAU
This is a messenger RNA of Ectocarpus sp. CCAP 1310/34, 1092 nucleotides long. Lineage: Eukaryota; Phaeophyceae; Ectocarpales; Ectocarpaceae. The record is from the annotation of a GenBank genome assembly.